ACCCUUGGAAACACAGAAAAAGUAAACAACAUUCACACACAAAAAUAUGAACUUAUUAACACAAAAGAUGUGAACUUGUGGUUAGUGUUGAAGAAAACGUGAAACAAGAUUCAAAUCCUCGUGGAAAAGCACAAAUCGAAAAUCAAAAUCAAAGCUUUGGUGCUUCUUCUCGCUUCGGUGAGCAGAAGAUAGAUUCAUGGUUCAACGGAAAAGCAUGAAGAGGAACAACAACAACGAUCCUCAAACCAACGGGCAUGGUAAUUAUCUUCGUAUCAAAACGGCUUCGCAUACAGGAAAACGCAUCGCAAAAGCUACUCUGUUCGUCGCAUCUUCUCUCUUCAUAUCUGCUGGUCUCUUAGACUUACUCGGUUGUUUCGAUCUCACAACUCUUGCAGGUCUGAAGCAAGUAACAACAACAACAACAACUAGAAAUUCACCAAUCACGAAGCAUAAAUUCCCUGACCAAUGCGAUGCCGUACAGAACCAGACACAACAGCAAAAACAGCAAAUUCCAAUUUCCGAAGAUGGCAGCACAUGGAGAAACAACAAUAAUCCCAGAAGCAACCAUUCAAGACCAUCCACGUGUCCUUCUUAUUUCCGUUGGAUCCACGAGGAUCUACGGCCAUGGAGAGAGACAGGGAUAACGAGAGGGAUGCUAGAGAAAGCAAGGAGGACGGCGCAUUUCAGGGUCAUAAUCCUCGACGGGAAAGUCUACGUUAAGAAGUACAGAAAAUCUAUCCAGACUAGAGACGUUUUUACUCUGUGGGGCAUCGUACAGUUGCUACGGUGGUACCCAGGGAGAUUGCCCGAUCUCGAACUCAUGUUUGACGCGGAUGAUAGACCAACCGUCCGAUCUAAAGACUUUAAAGGUCGACAACACCCGGCCCCACCUCCGUUAUUCCGUUACUGCUCUGAUGACGCCAGCUUGGAUAUCGUCUUCCCUGAUUGGUCCUUUUGGGGCUGGGCUGAGGCUAAUAUAAAACCUUGGGCUAAAUCGCUGGUGGCGAUAGAAGAUGGGAGCAAGAUGACGCAAUGGAAAGACCGCGUGGCGUAUGCUUAUUGGAGAGGUAAUCCUCAUGUGGCCCCCACUAGAAGAGAUCUUCUUAGAUGUAAUGUCUCAGCACAAGAAGAUUGGAACACUCGUCUCUACAUCCAAGACUGGGUUAGAGAAUCCAGAGAAGGAUUCAAGAACUCAAACCUAGAGAACCAAUGCACCCACAGGUACAAGAUUUAUAUAGAAGGAUGGGCAUGGUCAGUGAGCGAGAAAUAUAUAAUGGCAUGUGACUCGAUGACAUUAUACGUGAGACCUAAGUUCUAUGAUUUUUACAUACGAGGAAUGAUGCCAUUACAACAUUACUGGCCAAUCAGAGACAAGUCUAAGUGUACUUCCCUCAAAUACGCCGUACAUUGGGGUAACACCCAUUUAGAUCAGGCGCGUAAGAUAGGGGAAGAAGGGAGUAGAUUUAUAAGAGAGGAGGUGAAAAUGGAAUAUGUGUAUGAUUACAUGUUCCAUUUGAUGAAUGAGUAUGCCAAUCUUUUGAAGUUUAAGCCGGAGAUUCCUUGGGGAGCGACGGAGAUCACGCCGGAUAGUAUGGGAUGUCCGGCGACGGGACGGUGGAGAGAUUUCAUGGCGGAGUCGAUGGUGAUGUUUCCUAGUGAAGUGUCUCCUUGUGAGAUGCCUCUUCCUUAUAACCCUCUGGAGUUAAGAGAGGUUCUUGAGAGAAAAGCCAAUUUGACUCGCCAGGUUGAGUUUUGGGAAGACCAAUACUUUCGUGAUUUGACCAACGGCAAGAAGCCUUGACCAAAACACAAAGAGGCUUUUGUUUUUUUUUUUUGGAUAGUUGGAUUUGUAUUCAUAUUGAAAUUAGCAAUAUGUGUUAAGAUGUAUGUUCAAAUUAUACAAACAGCGUUUUCUCUUUUA
This is a messenger RNA of Eutrema salsugineum, 1921 nucleotides long. RefSeq names its product O-glucosyltransferase rumi homolog. The record is from RefSeq and is a predicted model, not a curated record. The coding region runs from base 197 to 1801 and encodes 534 amino acids. Lineage: Eukaryota; Viridiplantae; Streptophyta; Magnoliopsida; Brassicales; Brassicaceae. The transcript has 7 exons.